Vitis riparia (riverbank grape) is the source of this 1683-nucleotide messenger RNA. Its product is annotated as auxin-responsive protein IAA9-like. Lineage: Eukaryota; Viridiplantae; Streptophyta; Magnoliopsida; Vitales; Vitaceae. The transcript is spliced from 7 exons. Gene Ontology annotation, biological process: regulation of DNA-templated transcription. Gene Ontology annotation, molecular function: protein binding. Gene Ontology annotation, cellular component: nucleus. Bases 215 to 1294 code for a protein of 359 amino acids. The record is from RefSeq and is a predicted model, not a curated record.
AUAAGCUUUUGUUACUUUGUGCCAAAUGGAGGGUCCUUAGCUUCUCUCUCUUCUCUCUCUUUUCUCUCUGUAGUGUGAAUUUCUCAGUGAAAAAUCGAAAGCUUGUAAGCUGUAAUCGAUUCACGCGUGUCUCCGUACCACUGAUCCGCAAAUUUCUUCAGAUAAAGCGAUUUCAUCUCCAGGUUAUAAAGGAAUUGGAGUUCUUUUUAAUGUGAUGUCUCCACCACUGCUUGGUGUUGGGGAGGAGGAAGGCCAGAGUAAUGUCACAAUAUUGGCUUCUUCACCCUCCAUGGAAAGUGUAUGCCAGAUCAGCUCAGGAUUGAAAGAGCGGAAUUACAUGGGAUUGUCUGAAUGUUCUUCUGUGGAUAGCUCUGCAAUCUCCACUGAUUCAGAUGGCAAUAAGAGCAGUCUGAAUCUAAAAGCUACAGAGCUGAGGCUUGGGCUUCCUGGAUCCCUGUCUCCUGGAAGAGAACCAGAGCUUUGCCUGCUGAGCUCCACUAAGCUUGAUGAGAAACCCCUUUUCCCUCUGCAUCCUUCAAAGGAUCUUACUUACACUUCAUCACAGAAGACUGUUGUUUCAGGAAACAAAAGAGGGUUUGCUGAUGCAAUGAAUGGUUUCUCAGAGGGGAAAUUUCUUGCAAACUCAGAGGUGAAUGUGAUGCUAUCACCUAGGCCUUCCCCAAACAAGGAGAACCUAGGGUCUCAGCCAGCCAAGAUGAAAGAGAUGGCAUCACCAAAGAUCGUGCAGGAGAGACCUCGUGCCACCAAUGAGACCCCUCCUAACCAUACUGGUACUGGAAACAAUAACAGCAGUGCACCUGCUACCAAGGCACAGGUUGUGGGUUGGCCACCUAUAAGAUCUUUUAGGAAGAACACGCUGGCCACCACUUCAAAGAACACUGAAGUAGACGGAAAAGCAGGGCCUGGUGCUCUAUUUGUCAAAGUCAGUAUGGAUGGUGCUCCUUAUUUGAGGAAAGUAGACUUGAGAAAUUACUCUGCAUAUCAGGAACUGUCUUCUGCUCUCGAGAAGAUGUUCAGCUGUUUUACCAUAGGUCAAUAUGGAUCACAUGGAGCUCCCGGCAGGGAGAUGCUGAGUGAGAGCAAAUUGAAGGAUCUACUACAUGGAUCAGAAUAUGUUCUCACUUAUGAGGAUAAGGAUGGUGACUGGAUGCUUGUGGGUGAUGUGCCCUGGCAGAUGUUUAUUGAGACAUGCAAGCGGCUGAGGAUCAUGAAGAGUUGUGAUGCCAUUGGUCUAGCUCCCAGGGCUGUGGAGAAAUGCAAGAACAGGAACUAGCUUGCCUCUACACAUGGUUGUUGCCAUCCAUCCAGCAGGCCUAGGGGAGGGUGGAAAUGCAAAAGCCAGAUUUUGGUGGAAGUGUAGGAACUAAUGGAUGCUGAGACUGGACAGCAGAUCAUGGGUAGAUGCCUUUAUCAUGUUACUAUUAUGUUUUCAUUUUCUGGGAAUUCAUGUUCUCCAAGCUGUGUCUGUAGUCUAAGAUGAUUAUAGAACUCCUAAGACCCUUACAUGGGAGUACUUAAAGCAAGUGUUUGAUCUGUGUUUGGCGAGUUCUUGUUUCUAUACACUAUCCUUCUUUAAGCUUGUAAAGUGCAUUGUUUGUCAAACUUCUUUGUUAUGUGUGUUUGAUAAAUUAAAGACCUAUUCAAAGUUAUCCUUCCCCUAAA